This is a messenger RNA of Ceratotherium simum simum (southern white rhinoceros), 984 nucleotides long. NCBI's taxonomy places the organism in Eukaryota, Metazoa, Chordata, Mammalia, Perissodactyla, Rhinocerotidae. The record is from RefSeq and is a predicted model, not a curated record.
GUCGCUCGGCCGCAGGCCUGCUCGCUUCGCCUGCCCCCGGCUGCGGCAUGGAGCGCCUGCCGCGGACCCUGGAGCUCUUCUAUGAUGUGCUGUCCCCCUACUCCUGGCUGGGCUUCGAGAUCCUGUGCCGGUAUAAGAACAUCUGGAACGUCAACCUGCAGUUGCGCCCCACCCUGAUUGCAGGGAUCAUGCAAGACAGUGGAAACAAGCCACCAGCUCUGCUUCCCCGCAAAGCCAAAUACAUGGAAAGUGACGUUAGGCUCCUGGGACAGCAUCUCCAGGUUCCCAUCCGAUUCCCCAAGGAGUUCUUCUCUGUGAUCCUUGAAAAAGGAAGUUUGUUGGCCAUGCGAUUCCUCACCGCCGUGAACUUGGAGCACCCCGAGGUGCUGGAGAAAGCGUCCAGGGAACUAUGGAUGCGCGUCUGGUCACGGGAUGAAGACAUCACAGAGCCCCAGAGCAUCCUGGCUGCUGCAGAGAAGGCUGGCAUGUCCACGGAACAAGCCCGAGGACUUCUGGAAAAGAUCUCAACACCACGGGUGAAGAACCAGCUCCAGGAGACCACCCAGGCAGCCUGCAAAUAUGGGGCUUUUGGGCUGCCCAUCACUGUGGUCCACAUGGGUGACCAAACCCACAUGUUGUUUGGCUCUGACCGGAUGGAGUUGCUGGCAUACCUGCUGGGAGAGAAGUGGAUGGGCCCUGUGCCUCCAGCCAUGAAUGCCAGACUUUAAGGAUGCCCAGAGGAAGCAAAAUUAUUGGUAUAAAAAAGCAGACCAUCUGUACCCCUCCUCCACUGUGGGGCACUGGGACUCUUUCCUUGUCUAAUAGAGAUGCUUCUGUGGCCCUGGGGGAUGCCCAGAGGGCUGAGUGGUACAUCUACUGUUACUCUCAUGGCUGCUCUUACUUCUGUGCUUCACAAGUGCCUUUCAAGAGCCCCAAACUCUGCUUUCCCACAAAGUAAACCUAAUGCCAUUAGCUGUAAUAUUC